CCAGGCCCGUCCUCGGCUGGCGGAGGGAGGGAGGCCUACAACUCCCAGGAUGCCCUCCUCCCCAGACGGGUCUCCACGGGGCGCCUCACGGGCCUGAAGGCCUGCUCCAGUGGUUUCUCUUCAUCUGUUUAUCCCGUUGUGUUUACAUUGUCCAUCUGCUCUGUUGUUUAUGGGAUUUUAAGACCCCUGCCGUGUCUUCUGUUGGUCAAGGGGCUUCUCUGGGCCAAGUCUGGUCCCAGUCCAUUGUCCAUGGGGGUCACAGUUUCUCUGAAUGUGGGUGGACUAUAACUCCCAGAACCAAGGCCCAUUCCCAGUGACCCCUGCCGUGUCUUCUGUUGGUCAAGGGGCUUCUCUGGGCCAAGUCUGGUCCCAGUCCAUUGUCCAUGGGGGUCACAAUUUCUCUGAAUGUGGGUGGACUAUAACUCCCAGAACCAAGGCCCAUUCCCAGUGACCCCUGCCGUGUCUUCUGUUGGUCAAGGGGCUUCUCUGGGCCAAGUCUGGUCCCAGUCCAUUGUCCAUGGGGGUCACAGUUUCUCUGAAUGUGGGUGGACUAUAACUCCCAGAACCAAGGCCCAUUCCCAGUGACCCCUGCAGUGUCUUCUGUUGGUCAAGGAGCUUCUCUGGGCCAAGUCUGGUCCCAGUCCAUUGUCCAUGGGGGUCACAGUUUCUCUGAAUGUGGGUGGACUAUAACUCCCAGAACCAAGGCCCAUUCCCAGUGACCCCUGCAGUGUCUUCUGUUGGUCAAGGGGCUUCUCUGGGCCAAGUCUGGUCCCAGUCCAUUGUCCAUGGGGGUCACAGUUUCUCUGAAUGUGGGUGGACUAUAACUCCCAGAACCAAGGCCCAUUCCCAGUGACCCCUGCCGUGUCUUCUGUUGGUCAAGGGGCUUCUCUGGGCCAAGUCUGGUCCCAGUCCAUUGUCCAUGGGGGUCACAAUUUCUCUGAAUGUGGGUGGACUAUAACUCCCAGAACCAAGGCCCAUUCCCAGUGACCCCUGCCGUGUCUUCUGUUGGUCAAGGAGCUUCUCUGGGCCAAGUCUGGUCCCAGUCCAUUGUCCAUGGGGGUCACAGUUUCUCUGAAUGUGGGUGGACUAUAACUCCCAGAACCAAGGCCCAUUCCCAGUGACCCCUGCAGUGUCUUCUGUUGGUCAAGGGGCUUCUCUGGGCCAAGUCUGGUCCCAGUCCAUUGUCCAUGGGGGUCACAAUUUCUCUGAAUGUGGGUGGACUAUAACUCCCAGAACCAAGGCCCAUUCCCAGUGACCCCUGCCGUGUCUUCUGUUGGUCAAGGGGCUUCUCUGGGCCAAGUCUGGUCCCAGUCCAUUGUCCAUGGGGGUCACAAUUUCUCUGAAUGUGGGUGGACUAUAACUCCCAGAACCAAGGCCCAUUCCCAGUGACCCCUGCCGUGUCUUCUGUUGGUCAAGGGGCUUCUCUGGGCCAAGUCUGGUCCCAGUCCAUUGUCCAUGGGGGUCACAAUUUCUCUGAAUGUGGGUGGACUAUAACUCCCAGAACCAAGGCCCAUUCCCAGUGACCCCUGCCGUGUCUUCUGUUGGUCAAGGGGCUUCUCUGGGCCAAGUCUGGUCCCAGUCCAUUGUCCAUGGGGGUCACAAUUUCUCUGAAUGUGGGUGAACUAUAACUCCCAGAACCAAGGCCCAUUCCCAGUGACCCCUGCCAUGUCUUCUGUUGGUCAAGGGGCUUCUCUGGGCCAAGUCUGGUCCCAGUCCAUUGUCCAUGGGGGUCACAGUUUCUCUGAAUGUGGGUGGACUAUAACUCCCAGAACCAAGGCCCAUUCCCAGUCACCCUUGCCGUGUCUUCUGUUGGUCAAGGGGCUUCUCUGGGCCAAGUCAGGUCCCAGUCCAUUGUCCAUGGGGGUCACAGCUUCUCUGAAUGUGGGUGAACUAUAACUCCCAGAACCAAGGCCCAUUCCCAGUGACCCCUGCCGUGUCUUCUGUUGGUCAAGGGGCUUCUCUGGGCCAAGUCUGGUCCCAGUCCAUUGUCCAUGGGGGUCACAAUUUCUCUGAAUGUGGGUGGACUAUAACUCCCAGAACCAAGGCCCAUUCCCAGUGACCCCUGCCGUGUCUUCUGUUGGUCAAGGGGCUUCUCUGGGCCAAGUCUGGUCCCAGUCCAUUGUCCAUGGGGGUCACAAUUUCUCUGAAUGUGGGUGAACUAUAACUCCCAGAACCAAGGCCCAUUCCCAGUGACCCCUGCCAUGUCUUCUGUUGGUCAAGGGGCUUCUCUGGGCCAAGUCUGGUCCCAGUCCAUUGUCCAUGGGGGUCACAGUUUCUCUGAAUGUGGGUGGACUAUAACUCCCAGAACCAAGGCCCAUUCCCAGUCACCCUUGCCGUGUCUUCUGUUGGUCAAGGGGCUUCUCUGGGCCAAGUCAGGUCCCAGUCCAUUGUCCAUGGGGGUCACAGCUUCUCUGAAUGUGGGUGAACUAUAACUCCCAGAACCAAGGCCCAUUCCCAGUGACCCCUGCCGUGUCUUCUGUUGGUCAAGGGGCUUCUCUGGGCCAAGUCUGGUCCCAGUCCAUUGUCCAUGGGGGUCACAAUUUCUCUGAAUGUGGGUGGACUAUAACUCCCAGAACCAAGGCCCAUUCCCAGUGACCCCUGCCGUGUCUUCUGUUGGUCAAGGGGCUUCUCUGGGCCAAGUCUGGUCCCAGUCCAUUGUCCAUGGGGGUCACAAUUUCUCUGAAUGUGGGUGAACUAUAACUCCCAGAACCAAGGCCCAUUCCCAGUGACCCCUGCCGUGUCUUCUGUUGGUCAAGGGGCUUCUCUGGGCCAAGUCUGGUCCCAGUCCAUUAUCCAUGGGGGUCACAAUUUCUCUGAAUGUGGGUGGACUAUAACUCCCAGAACCAAGGCCCAUUCCCAGUCACCCUUGCCGUGUCUUCUGUUGGUCAAGGGGCUUCUCUGGGCCAAGUCUGGUCCCAGUCCAUUGUCCAUGGGGGUCACAAUUUCUCUGAAUGUGGGUGGACUAUAACUCCCAGAACCAAGGCCCAUUCCCAGUGACCCUUGCCGUGUCUUCUGUUGGUCAAGGGGCUUCUCUGGGCCAAGUCAGGUCCCAGUCCAUUGUCCAUGGGGGUCACAGCUUCUCUGAAUGUGGGUGAACUAUAACUCCCAGAACCAAGGCCCAUUCCCAGUGACCCCUGCCGUGUCUUCUGUUGGUCAAGGGGCUUCUCUGGGCCAAGUCUGGUCCCAGUCCAUUGUCCAUGGGGGUCACAAUUUCUCUGAAUGUGGGUGGACUAUAACUCCCAGAACCAAGGCCCAUUCCCAGUGACCCCUGCCGUGUCUUCUGUUGGUCAAGGGGCUUCUCUGGGCCAAGUCUGGUCCCAGUCCAUUGUCCAUGGGGGUCACAAUUUCUCUGAAUGUGGGUGAACUAUAACUCCCAGAACCAAGGCCCAUUCCCAGUGACCCCUGCCGUGUCUUCUGUUGGUCAAGGGGCUUCUCUGGGCCAAGUCUGGUCCCAGUCCAUUGUCCAUGGGGGUCACAAUUUCUCUGAAUGUGGGUGGACUAUAACUCCCAGAACCAAGGCCCAUUCCCAGUCACCCUUGCCGUGUCUUCUGUUGGUCAAGGGGCUUCUCUGGGCCAAGUCUGGUCCCAGUCCAUUGUCCAUGGGGGUCACAAUUUCUCUGAAUGUGGGUGAACUAUAACUCCCAGAACCAAGGCCCAUUCCCAGUGACCCCUGCCGUGUCUUCUGUUGGUCAAGGGGCUUCUCUGGGCCAAGUCUGGUCCCAGUCCAUUGUCCAUGGGGGUCACAGUUUCUCUGAAUGUGGGUGGACUAUAACUCCCAGAACCAAGGCCGAUUCCCAGUGACCCCUGCAGUGUCUUCUGUUGGUCAAGGGGCUUCUCUGGUCCAAGUCAGGUCCCAGUCCAUUGUCCAUGGGGGUCACAGUUUCUCUGAAUGUGGGUGGACUAUAACUCCCAGAACCAAGGCCCAUUCCCAGUGACCCCUGCCGUGUCUUCUGUUGGUCAAGGGGCUUCUCUGGGCCAAGUCUGGUCCCAGUCCAUUGUCCAUGGGGGUCACAGUUUCUCUGAAUGUGGGUGAACUAUAACUCCCAGAACCAAGGCCCAUUCCCAGUGACCCCUGCAGUGUCUUCUGUUGGUCAAGGGGCUUCUCUGGGCCAAGUCUGGUCCCAGUCCAUUGUCCAUGGGGGUCACAGCUUCUCUGAAUGUGGGUGAACUAUAACUCCCAGAACCAAGGCCCAUUCCUAGUGACCCCUGCCGUAUCUUCUGUUGGUCAAGGGGCUUCUCUGGGUCAAGUCUGGUCCCAGUCCAUUGUCCAUGGGGGUCACAGCUUCUCUGAAUGUGGGUGAACUAUAACUCCCAGAACCAAGGCCCAUUCCCAGUGACCCCUGCCGUGUCUUCUGUUGGUCAAGGGGCUUCUCUGGGCCAAGUCUGGUCCCAGUCCAUUGUCCAUGGGGGUCACAGUUUCUCUGAAUGUGGGUGGACUAUAACUCCCAGAACCAAGGCCCAUUCCCAGUGACCCCUGCCGUGUCUUCUGUUGGUCAAGGGGCUUCUCUGGGCCAAGUCUGGUCCCAGUCCAUUGUCCAUGGGGGUCACAGUUUCUCUGAAUGUGGGUGGACUAUAACUCCCAGAACCAAGGCCCAUUCCCAGUGACCCCUGCCGUGUCUUCUGUUGGUCAAGGGGCUUCUCUGGGCCAAGUCUGGUCCCAGUCCAUUGUCCAUGGGGGUCACAGUUUCUCUGAAUGUGGGUGGACUAUAACUCCCAAAACCAAGGCCCAUUCCCCUAAGAGGACGGAGAGGCCGAGAGAGAGAGAGAGAGAGAGAGAGAGAGAGAGAGAGAGAGAGAGAGGUCUGUGGGGAGAGGGAGGCUCCCCUGAGGGCCCGGUCUGCCUCGGGAGGGGAGGAAAUGGAGGCCGCGGAGGGCGAGUGUGAGGCCUGAUCCGUCCCCGGCUGCCUUCGGGGCUCUCAGGGGAGGGAGGGAGGGGGGAAUCAUAGAGUCAUAGAAGAGUAGAGUUGGAAGAGACCUCACGGGCCAUCCAGUCCAACCCCAUUCGGCCAAGAAGCAGGAAAUCGCAUUCAAAGCACCCCCGACAGAUGGCCAUCCAGCCUCUGCUUCAAAGCCUCCAAGGAAGGAGGGAGCCUCCACCACGGCCCGGGGCAGAGAGAGAGUUCCACUGCCGAACAGCCCUUCUCACAGGGAGGAAGUUCUUCCUGAGGUUCAGGUGGAAUCUCCUUUGCUGUAGUUUGACGCCAUUGUUCUGUGUCCUAGUCUGCAGGGCAGCAGAAAACAAGCUCCUUCCCUCCUCCCUGUGACUUCCCCUCACAGAUUUGUACAUGGCUACAUUUAACUAGUUUCCUUGCCAGAAGGUCGUGGGGGACUUUGUCGAAGGCCUUACUGAAAUCCAGGUACGCUACAUCCACGGCAUUCCCUGUAUCGACCCAACUCGUAACUCUAUCGAAAAAAGAGAUCAGAUGAGUCUGGCAUGAUUAUUUUUUGGUAAAUCCGUGUUGACUAUUAGCAAUGACCGCAUUUGUUUCUAAGUGUUCGCAAACCACUUCCUUGAUGAUCUUUUCCAGAAUCUUGCCUGGUAUCGAUGUGAGGCUGACCGGACGGUAAUUGUUUGGGUCGUUCUUUUUUCCCUUCUUGAAGAUAAAUAGGGACCACAUUCGCCCUCCUCCAAUCUGCUGGGACUUCUCCCGUUCUCCAAGAACUCUCGAAGAUAAUUGCCAGUGGUUCUGAAAUAACUUCCGCUAAUUCCUUCAAUACUCUUGGAUGUAGCUGAUCUGGCCCUGGGGACUUGAAUUCGUUUAGAGUGGCCAAGUGUUCCUGGACAACUUGUUUCCCUAUUUGGGGUUGGAUUUCCCCCAAUCCUUCGUCCAUUCCAUGUUGCUGAGGUUGAAGAUGGCUUUCUUUUUGUGAGAAGACCGAGGCAAAGAAGGCAUUAAGCAGUUCUGCCUUUUCCCUGUCCCCUGUCGCCAUCACCCCAUCUUCUCCUUGCAGAGGCCCUAUCGCCUCCUUUUUCUUCCUUUUUCUACCAACGUAAGCAAAAAAGCCUUUUUUGUUGUUUUUUAUGUCCCUGGCAACUCCCAGGAUGCCCUCCUCCCAAGACGGGUCUCCACAGGACGCCUCUCGGGCUUGAAGGACAAGAGAGUUCUCUGGAGCCACCCCUGCCGUGAUGGGAAACGAACCAGCUUCUAGUCGACAUUAAGGCAUUUGGAAACCAAAGUGCAGAAAAGAAACCAGUCCUCUAGGAAAAAGGAUUCCUCUCAAGGGGCUGAUCUUGCUGAAUUCCUACAUUCACUUUGGAUUAUAGAGUAGAACCGUAGAGUCGGAAGAGACUGCAUGAGGCACCCAUUCCAGGCCUCUGCCGUGCAGGAAAAGCGCAAAGUACCCCUGACAGAUGAGCAUCUGGAUUCCAGAGGAGCCUCCACUACAUUUUGAGGCAGAGAGUUCCACUGCUGAACAACUCUUACAGUCAGGAAGUUCUUCUUAAUGUUCAGAUGGAAUCUACUUUCCUGUAAUUUGAACCCACUGCUGUGAGUAAUCAGAAAUGGAAAAACAAGAAUCAAGUGUCCUUAUUGGAAUUAAAUGUACAUAACAUUGUUGACAUGGAGGAGAAAGUAUAUAAAUGUAUCGAAUGUGGAAAGAGCUUUAAUCAGCAUGAAAAGCUGAAGAGACAUCAAAGGACUCACACUGGGGAGAAACCCUAUAACUGCCUGGAGUGUGGACAGAGCUUCACUCAGAAGGGAAAUUUACAUACACAUCAAAGAACUCACACCUGGGAGAAACCCUAUAACUGCCUGGAGUGUGGACAGAGCUUCACUCAGAAGGGAAAUUUACAUACACAUCAAAGAACUCACACCUGGGAGAAACCCUAUAACUGCCUGGAGUGUGGACAGAGCUUUACUCAGGGGGCACAUUUACGUUCACAUCAAAGGACUCACACUGGGGAGAAACCCUAUAACUGCUUGGAGUGUCGGCAGAGCUUUACUCAGAGUGGAACUUUACGUUCACAUCAAAGGACUCACACUGGGGAGAAACCCUAUAACUGCCUGGAAUGUGGAAAGAGCUUUGCUCGUAGUUCAGUCCUGCGUAGACAUCAAAGGACUCACACUGGGGAGAAACCCUAUAACUGCCUGGAGUGUGGACAGAGCUUCACUCAGAAGGGAAAUUUACAUACACAUCAAAGAACUCACACCUGGGAGAAACCCUAUAACUGCCUGGAGUGUGGACAGAGCUUUGCCCAUAGUUCAGGACUACGUUCACAUCAAAGGACUCACACUGGGGAGAAACCCUAUAACUGCCUGGAGUGUGGACAGAGCUUUGCUCAUAGUUCAGGACUACGUACACAUCAAAGGACUCACACUGGGGAGAAACCCUAUGAAUGCCUGGAGUGUGGACAGAGCUUUGCUCAUAGUUCAGGACUACGUACACAUCAAAGGACUCACACUGGGGAGAAACCCUAUAAAUGCCUUGAGUGUGGACAGAGCUUUGCUCAGAAGGGACACUUAGAUUCACAUCAAAGAACUCACACUGGGGAGAAACCUUAUAAAUGCCUGGAGUGUGGACAGAGCUUUGCUCGGAGUGGAACUUUACGUUCCCAUCAAAGGACUCACACUGGGGAGAAACCAUAGAAAUGCAUGGAGUAUGGACAGAGCUUUUCACGGAAUAAGUUUAUACAUCAUAGAAUCAUAGAAUUCAACCUGGAGAGAAUGAUGUUAAUUGACCCCAGAGUGUCAUUCUAACAUGUACAAAAGCAACUCUUGCACAUUUUGGAAAUUCAAGCUUAAAGUUGGGACAUUUCAUCAGAUGUGGUGUAUUGUAGAAAGAUUGAACUAAAAUAUGUUCCAUUCUGGAAGUAAACAAGGUUACAUGAAACUAGAGUUUUAUAUGCUGAGAAUGUUGGAUGAUCAAUUAGAAUGAAAGCAUGGGUAGUUACUGCGAGAUACUCAAGUAAGAAUUGACUGUACACAGGGAUGGAAGGAAUGUUUUAUUCCAAAGCAAAAACAAUGGCUUAUAAAGACCUGCAAAUUAGCCACAACGAACAAACUGACAACAACAACAUGGGCAAAUGUCAGUUGUAAUAGGUAUUAAUUGGAAGAGUGUUAUAACAAAUAGAAGUGUUAUAUGAUAUUAUCGAAAGGGAGUAGAAUAAUGAGAGAUAAAAAUUAACAGAUAGAAUGAGGCUUUUAGGCACGUAUCCCUGUCUGUUUUUUAGUUCAGUUGUGUGUCUAUGUAGGUCACUGUUUUGCAAGUGUGUUAGUUUCUGAUUUAGUUUUGUAUCUCAUGUAGUAGUUAGUUUCAUGUUCAGUUGAAGCAUUAUAAAUUAUUUCUGCCUUCCUUGUAUUGUUACUUUUAAUUUUUUUAUUUUCAAAAAAUAGGGUGAUUUAUAAGGGUCAAAAUGGCUGAAACUGGAGGGGUGGGUAGAAAUGGCUGACCUAUCGAUUUUCUGUAUUUGAAAACAAAUUGUAAUGCUUAGAACCGCUAUUAUGAAUUGUGAUGCAUGUUAACUUGAUUAUAGACAUAAUUGACACUGAAUCAGACAUGUAUACAAUAAAUUAGUCUUGAUGUAUCAAGGGUGUGUGUGUGUGUGUGUGUAAGGAACUGGAGUGUUUGUGUGGGUGCUUGUGAAGAACAGAAGAAACAGGCCUCAAAAGAAAAUGGAGUCCACGCAAAGUCUGACAUGGGAUGGACUUGGCGGGUGAAGCAAGGAAUCAGCAAGGCGUCUCUCACCUGGCAAGACGGAACGAGGGUCCAGGAAGGCCUAUCCGAAUAACCACGGGCAAUGAAGUGUGCAGCUGGCACCCCAUACGUCAUGCAGCCUGAGACUGAGCAUGUUUUGAAACCAGGCCGUAAGAACAGAAGGAGCCAAAAGAAGGACGAAACUUUAGGCCAGGGGUCCUCAAACCUUUGAAGUGGAGGGCCGGUUGACGGUCCUUCAGACUAUUGGGGGGGCUGGACUAGGAUGAAAUAGUCCAAAAUUAGGAUUGUUGUUGUUGUGUGCCUUCAAGUCAUUUCAGACUUAGGACAACCCCAAGUUCAGGACAGGGGCCAGGUCAAUGACCUUGGGGGCCGCAUCUGGCCCACGGGCCUUCGUUUGGGGACCCCUGCUUUAGACUAUCAAAUGCAGGGCCCUCAAAGAUCCAGCACGCUUUCCGGAACCGCCGAGACCACGUCUGUCGGGAGAACGUGAUCACCUCUUCCGAGCAGGGCCUGUGCGUGAGAAUAUGGAUGUAUGGGUCUGCGUGUGGGUGAGAGCUCUCUCGGGAUGUGAUUUUGAUAGGAUUGUGAUGUGAUUAUCAAUAAAUGUUACAAUGAAAGUGUUAAAACCAAA
Molecule: messenger RNA, 9286 nt
Organism: Anolis carolinensis (green anole)
Lineage: Eukaryota; Metazoa; Chordata; Lepidosauria; Squamata; Anolidae
Product: zinc finger protein 658B-like
Exons: 2
Coding region: 6561-7586 (341 amino acids)
Biological process (GO): regulation of transcription by RNA polymerase II
Molecular function (GO): RNA polymerase II cis-regulatory region sequence-specific DNA binding; DNA-binding transcription factor activity, RNA polymerase II-specific
Source: RefSeq, a predicted model, not a curated record